UUUAAAACCCUAUCCAGACCGUUAAAGCUGUUCAAUUUAUGUACUAUUAUUUAUGCUUCAGGGUUACUUUAACAUAAAUUAACAAAAAUUCUCAGUUUACACUGCUCUGUUUCUAAGAGAUGCUAGAUCUAUACAAAUUAUCAUAGUGUGAAUAACAAGCCCCGUUUUUUUUGUUUGUGGUGAAGUUUGUGAGGAAGGAAGCACCCACAGUCAGGACAUGAUCAAGAGACAAGUCUAUCACUGAGAAGAGGAGAGCAAGAGAAAGCUAAGACUUCAAUAAAGUCUUUUAUUAAAAAAUUAUUCGCCCUAUCUUCAAUCGGUUGUUUCUGCCCACACGUACUUUUAUUUUUCAAGUCAACAUCUACUAUGAAGAAAAGCACUGCAAAAUAUCCAGGAAUGCAGGAUUUGUCACAUCUUGGUGGUGGAGAGAUGGCCUGUGAUGAAGGCGAAGGUCAUGAUCUGAAAAGAGAUUUUGAAGGGUGGCGUGAAGUCUUGAUCCCAUUGGCCAGUGUUUUAAAGUGGGAUCAGCCAUACUACCCUGCUAUUUUAGUUGGCGUGUCUACUUUUUUAUUUUCAAUUGUGUGGUACACAGAGAUGUCUGCUCUCACGACAAUUUCCUUGACGUGCAUGCUGGUUGGAAUUGUGGACUUCAUUGUUCCUUUCUUUGGGAAGAGUAUCACGGGGUACCAUACAUGGACUGCAAAUGAAGAAAUGCAGUUCACAGAAAUCUGCGACAAGAUUUCAGCGGUGCGCCAGGAUGUUGUGGACAUGUUCCAAGGUCUCUCAGAGAUGAGACAACAGAAUGCGAAACUCUGAAUGCAGCAUUGCUUCUCCCUGGCAUGAGGCAUCAUGGCGUUGCCCACAAGUACCUUCAACCAGUUCUGAAUAUUAUAGACCGGCUGAAGACAAAAGUUCUAAAAAACAAAACCAGUUGAAAAUGCAGCCUUGUGCUGCGAUGCUGAACAGCGAACUUCUUACUCAUCCUCUUAUUGCCUUCACUGCUUAGAGCUCCACUUAAGUCAGUUUCUUUCUGAUGUAUCAUUUGGAAAAAAAAUGCUAAUCUCAAGGAUACGGUGCUUUUUAUUGAUUUUUCCUUUGCCUUCCAUGAUGGGCUGAGUGUUACUUUUUGUAUUGCCCCUCAAUUCAAUUUGUUCCCCUUUUUUUCUGUUUGCAGAGUGUUUUUUUUUUUUUUUUUUAAAGAAUUGAUGAGAACUUUCAAAUAAAUGGAAAAAGUAUGACUACUGCUUAUUUCACUGUAUGGUCUGAUGAUGCCAUGGCUUUUAGCAGUGUUUCCAUGUAUGCCUUUGUAAGACACUUUUCCUUUUUGUGGUCCUUUCUUCCUUUUUUUUCUGUAUUAUACACUCUUGUAUUUUAAAUGCCAGUAGCUGUAUUCACUAUAUUUUUAUUGUUUUGUUUAGUUUCUACAUUUCUAUGCCCAAGGGACCAGCAGAUCAAGGUCUGAGGUAGCAGGAUGUUUGAUUUUGUAUUUAACUGCACCGUAUGAUGUUGUCUUGUUUUACAGUUACUUAAGUUGUCAUUUUCGUCUAGAGUUUACAGUUUUCCUUUCAAAUUGCAGUUAAAACAGAAGUUAUCUCAGUAAUGUUCUAUUGGUCAACACUAUCUGUACAUUUUCCUUUUGUACUUCAUUGUUAGGUUUUUUUUCCUCCUGUUAUGUAAUGGUCAUUUGUUAAAGAGGGUGUAAGUAUUGUUUCUGGAUAUUUUUUACCUGCAAUUUAAAAAAAAAAAAAAAAGUUUAUUGAUAUUUUGAGUGAAAGUGGUGGAAGUCAGCGGUUUUUAAUAGUGAAUAAUGUUGUUUUGUAGGCUUGGUACACUGCAGCGAGUAGUAGACUGAUCUCGACAUCACUUUCUUUGUUAAGAGUUUCCUACAUUAACUUGGUUUCUCUUAAUUUUUCCGAAAUAUUUUGUCACUUUCCUGGUUUGCAACUGAUUUUUUUUUCUCACUCUUAUUUGUUGUGUUCAUUCUGACUGUUAAAUAUCUUUUUAUGACAUCUGUUAUGGCUCAAUGUGUUCCUUACCUUAUGCAAAUCAAAUGAGGUGAAAAUGAGAUAUUUUGGAUAAAUUCAACCUUUUUAUACCUACAGAAGGAAAACACAUCAUCUGUUGUUCUCUUUCAGGUACAACGUAUGAUAUAAUGUCUCGCAUAUUGGAUGUCAGUUUCAUAUUGCACAUUCUGUUUGUGCAAAAGCUUGUUCGGUCUGUGAUGUACAGGUUAGCUGGUUAAUCACUCGACUAAGGUGCACAUACUCAAAGAAAUUGUUUUCAAUGCAGUUUUUGUGUGUGUAAAAUAUGAUUAUCAAGAACAUUCUUUUGGUGAUGUGUAGGAUUCCAAACUGUACUGUGACCCCCCGCCCCCAUUUUCUUGUUUCUGUGAUGUUCUGAUACGUCUUUCAAUCUGCAUCAUGCUUUUUGUAAAGAGAAGGACAGAUGGGACUUUUGUUCCAUAACGUACUCGAUGAAGCGAAUUUAUGCCUUUCACCACCCAUCCCACAGUAGUUCAUGGGAAGGAUGAGACGUCUUUACUUUCUGCUCUUUUUGCCAUGUGUAAAUAUGUGUAUUUGCUGAUUUUUAAAAAAAUAUUUUUUUUGGGUUAAAUCUCACACUUUCAAGUGUGGUGGAUUUCUUUUCCAUUACAGAUGUAUAUUGAUAAAAGAUUGAUCCGAAGCUUUAAGAAUAAUCAAUUUUCUGAUACUCAGGAAUUUUUGCCAUGGUGUAGUGCCGCUCACUGCUGUUGGGGAUGAAGUUGGAAGAGGCAGACUCCUAAGACAUAAAUCUAGUUAUGUAUGGGCUGGAAUAUUUAGAUUUUGAAUUUGGUCUGGCCAGGAUAUUUCCUGAGUGUAUGAUGUUCAGUUCAUAUGUGUGAUGAUGUUAGCAUUUCUCAGUGCCAGACAAGACUGUACAAUCAAGGACUAAGUUCCGUCAUUCACUCAAGCAAUAUCGGAAUGAUUUUGCACUCUAUGCUUUCAGUCUGCUGUGGCUCAUCUGAAUAAUUAACUGCAAUGUGAUGCUGAAAGAUUAAUUGUACAAGAAGAUUUAAGACAAAAACUGUUCUUCUCUGCCACCUCUCCUGUGAUAGAGUUUCAAAUUGUCACCGUUGGUUUUUGAGCCCACAGUGCAAGUUUUGUAACAUGCAUAGACAUUCGCUGUAUCCCUUGCUUUUCUGGCUUUAAACCCCCCCCCCUCCAAUUUCGUAAAGGGAUGCUUCUUCUUUCGUUAUGGAUGGAGAUAUUUCCAAUGUUGUCCAGUCAUCAUUGGUAGGCUGAAUUGUCAAGACUAUCAAAUGUGCAUUCUUGUACACAGAACUUCCAAGUUUUUUUUCGUCCAUUCUGGGGAAGACUUACUACUUGUUUGCACUCACCCAAGGUUUGGUGCAUGAAAUUAUAAAGAAAGAAAAAAUUCAUAUUUUUCCAAUAUAUUGACAUUGACAGGAGUGAGUUUUUGUGGAGAUGAUCAUUGUACCGUAGGGGGCCGUGACCCUUGUUAAAGCUCAGUAUAAUGGCUUAGGCCAGGUCCUGCCUCCUUGGCUCUUCUAAGUCUUGCUCCUACUUCGUACUUCUAUUAUCUGUAUAUUAUAUGUGCUCAUCUAUUCGUGUUGUUGAGUUUUUGUGGAGAUGAUCAUUGUACCGUAGGGGGCCGUGACCCUUGUUAAAGCUCGGUAUAAUGGCUUAGGCCAGGUCCUGCCUCCUUGGCUCUUCUAAGUCUUGCUCCUACUUCGUACUUCUAUUAUCUGUAUAUUAUAUGUGCUCAUCUAUUCGUGUUGUUGGGUUGUUAUCACUUAUUAUAUCGAACCCAAAAUGCCCACUUUUUCCUUGUAUGAAAUUGAAUAGUUUUGGUAUUUUUUCUGAAAUAGAUACUUUUCUAAAUUGACAGCGAAUUCCGAAACAGCAUUACUUUGCUUUAGAAAAAUAUCAUUUGAUGUGCCUGUGAUAUAAAAGGUUCUCUUUUUGUGAGUAUGCCUAUGACAGUAUCAGGUUCCAGUAGGGGUUCACAAGUCUCUUUUUUACCCCAUUAUGUCUUUAUUAGCAGUGUUUUUGGGUGACUUUGAUCUCCCUGUUUGUGUUUUAAAAUGCACUUUGGCUCUGACAAGUAAGACCAUGCCAUUGGAAAACAAAUUUUAAUGAUGAAAUGGUCUUUCUAUCUGAUUUGUUUAGUAGUCUGAAUGGAGAAUAUUUAUAGUUUUUAUAUAUUUAUGUGUAUGCUUCCCGGGAAGCUGAGAAUGUUUCGGAGUGUUCUAUGGUCUGCUGGGGUAAUAAUAUAGUGUAAAGCGCAUAGAGCCUGCUGUUGAGCGGGGAUAUGCGCUAUACAAAUGCUAUCUAUUAUUAUUAUAUUGAUGUUGCCAGAAUGGGGACAUAAAGCAUAGAGAAGAUGACCGUAGAAGAAGAUUGUUACUUUUCUUUGUAGAUAACUGUACGUGUAUACCACAUGAUGAAUAAUAGCAUUCCUACUUUAUACCAUACUUCUUUCCUGCUGUGUACAUUGCGUCCCUCGAAUUGCGUACAAUAAUCUAUAUUGGAAAGUCUGACUGAGUCUCCGUGGUAGCUGUGUUGUUGAGACACUCAUUUUUUUUUUACUUAUAUGACAGUUGUGUUGCUGUUGUUGCUCAUCAUGCUGCGCCUGGGAUUGUUUUUCAUCUACGCGAUGCCAUGUAGUGAUGGGGGAAGGUUUUUAUAAAUUUGUAAAGAUUGUGUUAUAUUUCAUUGUUGGGGUAUUGGGAGGGUUAUGUCACUGGUGGUUUGUGGGUGCUCAGAUGUGAUCUGCUCCUUGUAUUUCUGUUCAGUGUUACUAUUAAAAUAUUAUCACAAUUUAUUCCUGGUGAAAAUGUGGCCUUUAUCGGGCUAUUGGGGGCUGACUAAUGUAUUACAACUAGACUGUAGGACAUGUCCACGUCAGGAUUUGGGGGGUAUUAGGACAGGGCACUGGAAGAGCUUACGAGCUUAUUAAUACUUUCACAGGGAUGUUGUCAUACUCAGAGCAAGGUGAUGUGGGGAUCGUUUGGGGUACUUUGUUAUUUGAAAAUGUAACUAUUCUGUCGAGGCUUGGAUAAAUUAUGACAGGUUACCUAUUUUGUUUGCUGCACGAACCUAUGAGCCCUACAACUUGUCAAUAAUUCCUCUUUUUUUCUUUAAAGUGAAGCAAAAAUUAUUUUUGUAGACUAUAAAUUUUCAGAGCUGUAUAUAUAUAUUUGCAUUUAGAAGUAAAGAAUCAAUGAAGGGGUUGCUUUUUGCUCCAAUGCACUUUUCUUGAAAGCUAGAUCUUUGUCCAUUGUUGGCUCCUUUUGGAAAUAAUUGCCCAUUAUUUUCUCUUUGCAGAAAACAUUAAAAUUGUUGAAAGUUCCAAAUUAGAGUGUUUUUCAGAGGCAACGUAGACAGGGCUCAUGUCUACUCUUCACUGUGUUGAAAAGUGUGUUCACUAUAUAACAGGGCUCGGACAAAACAGUCGAUUAAAAAAAUAUAUGUGUGCUACCGUUGCUACUACGGACUGAAGAUAAUGUGUAAAUUGCCAUUUGCCAUUGUUUGCUACGUUUACUACAGUGUUAUUGCAAAGGAAAAAGUGUUCAGGGUGAGGACCUUUUUUUAAGAACGUCAGGCUAUGUUGUCAUAUUUGUCUUUCUGCUUCUUCCUUUCUGCCUGGCUUUAAGGUCGAAACUGAUGUUGCCUGCUUUUGUUAUUUGUAAAUGCUGACUCUUGAACAAAAUUUUUAUUUGGGGGGAUGGUUCUUUUUUUUUUCAAAACCAAUGUGAUGACGAUUAUAUUUUAAAGAUUUUCACACUCUGUUGAUUUGAAUGGCCUACCAUAGAAAAUUUCAUCACCCCUCGACGUUUAUCGGCAACAGAGGAUGAAAAAGUAACAGUAAAAUGAGUUAAUCUGAAUAUUGUAGAUUUGUAUAGUGUGUACUCGCAGAGUACAAAGUGGCACCAUGCUAUUUAUAAAUUAUGUACACACCAGCCUAAAGGAACAUCUACCUUAUUGCGUAUUGUUUCAGUAUUCUUCACAUACGAUAUAAUAUGUACUUCGCAAAACACGUAUGUGUAUUGUAAGUUAGGCUUGUGCAUAGUUUCAUAGGUGGGUAGAAACAAACCUUUCUUUUUCAGGUUUUGAAUAGAAACUGUUCUGCUGAGGCUUUGACUUUGGCAUGCAUUGGUUGGUCAGGCUGAUCCUCAUGUAUAGUGUUUAGACAGAUAAUCUCCCAUAAAUAUUUUGGGUGGUCAGAUCCACUGUUCUCAUAUAUCUACAAUGGGACACUGAGAAAAAAUAAAGAAAAAUGCUGAAUAAUUUCUGCUGGCUUAAUGUUUUGGUGAGUUUGCAUGGACUUUUUUUUUUGUGGAAACAUUCUUAAUAGAGUAAACUGGAAUGAAAAUACAGGUAAAAGUAUCUUUUGGCAUUGUUUGUUACUUUGAGAAUACUUCUACAAUCACUAAAUGGACUUUUUCUGUUGUGUGCACAUAGUACUGUCUCAUAUUCGUAGCGCUUGAUUAUUUUUACCGGGUCAUUGCUGCAGACAAAACACCUCUUGUAUCAGAGCUUGUUCUCACUAUAUCAUUUAUUUCUGUGUCUAUGUCGAGAUGUAAUAUGGUAACUUACAGCGUAUUCGUACUAGUACAAAUUUGUGAAGUGUAGCAAGGAUUUGGAUUUUUAAGAAAAGUGCUUCAAACUUUGUUUUUCUGAAAUUGUCAUUUGAUUAGUCAGCCUGAUAAUUAAGGGCUUUGCUAUAUCUCGUCAGUUUUAGUAGAUAUGCUUGUACUGUAUUGACUUCCAUUUUUACUAAUUGUCUUGUGAAAUCAGCUCACGUUGGUUGAAACAGACUGUAUAAAAAAUUAAAGUGAAAGAAUUUUGUGCUAUAAAAGAAAAAUGAUGUACUCAAUAAUUACAAAGUUUAAGGUUUUUCUGUUUUUGUUGCAGAAAUAGGGAAGGUGAAUAACUGAGGUUCGGUGGACAUAAAUGCAUGGCUUACUUGUUUUACCAAAUGGGGUAUCUUAUUUUUGGACGAUUGUCUUCAUUGCACAAGACACUUGAAGAGCAGAAAUUGCAUUGUUUCAAAAGACCUUGAAAGUUGGCGUUAAUGUUGAUAUAGUUAUCAUAUCAUAAUAAUAUAUACUCCAUGCUAAAGAUCUGUUCCAUUUGCUUUCAUGAAUUUAUUCCAAAGUUGUAAUAUCCACAUACGUUGGCAUGUUAGCCUUUUUUUCUGGUUGGUGGUUUCUGUUGUAAUGAAGUUAAGACAGUAUAUUCUUUCUUGACAUGAUAUUGUCAUCAUUUCAAUAUCAGAUGUAUGGCUUCCGGAGUUAAACAAGUGUUAUAUUUUGUUUACAAAAAAAGUGAAUAAAUUCUUUUCCGAAAAAAAAA
Molecule: messenger RNA, 7358 nt
Organism: Aplysia californica (California sea hare)
Lineage: Eukaryota; Metazoa; Mollusca; Gastropoda; Aplysiida; Aplysiidae
Product: ADP-ribosylation factor-like protein 6-interacting protein 1
Source: RefSeq, a predicted model, not a curated record